GUUUUGUGAAUUCAAAAUAGAAGUUUAUUCCUUUACCCAGCAUCUUAUGGAGUUCUCCUGAUCCCGGCAAUGGCAGUGGUGCUCCUCUUCCACAGAUAAUAUUUGACGACAGCAAGAGAAAACAGAAAAGAGGAGUUGAUGAUAUCAUUGCACCCAGUUCAUAUCAUUCAAUUUACAGAUCAGAUCAGAUCAGAUCAGCAGUCUCUCAAGGCUGAACUCGGCAACACCCAAGAAUGGACAUUCUCUUUGCCCAGAUCCAAGCUGAUCUCCACUCCAACGACGCCCUCCGCCAGUCCAGCGCUCUCCUCCAGGCCCUCCAGCAGUCCGCCGCCGGCCGCGACAUCGCCGUCAUCGCGAAAACCGCCGUAGAGGAGAUCGUUGCCGCCCCGGCGUCCGCCGUCUGCAAGAAGCUAGCCUUCGACCUCAUCCGCUCCACGCGGCUAACCCCGGACCUCUGGGAAACCGUCUGCAGCGGCAUCCGCAAUGACCUCCACUUCCCGGACCCUGAUGUCGCCGCCGCUGCCGUCUCGAUCCUCGCUGCUAUCCCCUUCUAUCGCCUCGCCAAACUCAUCUCUGACUGCAACAAGGAGAUUUCGGAGUGCUUCGACUCCCCCAGCGACAACCUCCGCUUCUCCGUCACCGAAACCCUGGGCUGCAUCCUCGCCCGCGACGAUCUUGUCACACUCUGCGAGAACAACGUCAACCUCCUCGACCGCGUCUCCGCCUGGUGGGCCCGCGUUGCUGCCAACAUGCUCGACCGCGCCGAUGCCGUCGCCAAGGUCGCGUUCGAAUCUGUCGGACGACUCUUCCAGGAGUUCAGCUCCAAGCGCAUGAGCAAGCUCGCCGGCGACAAACUCGUCGACAGCGAGAACUCCCUUGCGAUCCGCUCCAACUGGGUCUCCUCCAUGGUGGACUUCGUGUGGCGCAAGCGCCGCGCCCUCAUGGCGCGCUCCCUCAUCCUUCCCGUCGAGAACUUCCGCGCCACUGUCUUCCCCGUCGUGUACUCCGUCAAGGCCGUCGCCUCCGGCAGCGUAGAGGUCAUCCGUAAGCUCUCUAAGGCUUUCUCUGCCGCUAGUGGAAAUGACGAGGUUGAUUCCCAUGCGGAGAAGCUUGUGGGGGUGUCGGACGUGGUGACUCACUUGGCGCCCUUCCUUGUUUCCUCGUUGGAACCGGCUUUGAUCUAUGAGGUUGGGAUCAACAUGCUGUAUCUGGCUGAUGUGCCUGGUGGUAAGCCUGAAUGGGCUUCGCAAUCCAUCAUUGCCAUUUUAACGCUGUGGGAUCGGCAGGAAUUUGCUUCUGCUAGAGAGAGCAUUGUAAGGGCUGUUGUCACCAAUUUGCAUCUCCUUGAUCUUCACAUGCAGGUAUCACUUUUCAAGAGGCUACUUUUGAUGGUGAAAAACCUGAGAGCAGAAUCGGAUCGAAUGUAUGCUCUAGCAUGUAUAUGUAGAACAGCUCUUUGUGUGCAUCUAUUUGCCAAGGAAAGUGUACGGAGAGGGCAGAAACCUCUCCCUGGAACAGAUAUAGCAUCUCUUUUUGAGGAUGCCAGAGUGAAUGAUGAUCUUAACAGCAUUACAAGUAAAAGUAUAUUUAGGGAGGAGUUAGUUGCAUCGCUUGUGGAAAGUUGCUUUCAGCUGUCUCUGCCACUGCCUGAACAAAAAAACACGGGCAUGGAGAGUAGGGUCAUUGGAGCUUUGGCAUAUGGAACGGGUUAUGGUGCAUUAAACUGGACUGAACCUGCUUUGGAAGUGGUGGAAGUUUGUCGGCCUUGUGUUAAAUGGGAUUGUGAUGGCCGUACCUAUGCCUUUGACUGCUACUUGAAGUUGCUUGUUCGGCUAUGUUACGUAUAUGAUACCAGGGGUGGUGUUAAACGAGUCAAAGAUGGAGCUUCUCAGGACCAAAUUUUGAAUGAAACUAGAUUACAAAACUUGCAACGUGAGCUUGUGAAGGACUUACGUGAGGUCAAUACACCAAGAAUUUUGGCCCGCCUUAUUUGGGCUAUUGCAGAGCACAUAGAUAUAGAAGGAUUGGAUCCACUCCUAGCAGACGACCCUGAUGACCCUCUUAAUGUCAUCAUAUCAAAUAUUCACAAAGUUCUCUUCAAUGUUGAUGCAACCGCAGAAACAACAAACAGAGUUCAAGAUGUACAGGCAGUUCUUAUAUCUGCUCAACGGCUGGGAUCACGCCACCCUAGGGCUGGACAGCUACUUACCAAAGAGCUUGAAGAGUUUAGGAACAAUCCUUUGGCUGAUUCUGUCAGCAAGCACCAAUGUCGUUUGAUAUUGCAAAGAAUCCAAUAUGCUUCAAGUCAUCAGGACACUAGGUGGGCAGGGGUUACAGAAGCCAGAGGGGAUUACCCAUUUAGCCACCACAAAUUAACUGUUCUGUUUUUUGAAGCAUCUGCUGCUCAGGAUAGAAAGUUGGAAGGAUUGGUUCACAAGGCUAUUCUAGAGUUAUGGAGACCUGACCCCAGUGAACUAACACUUUUGCUCACAAAAGGAGUGGAUUCUACUUUACUGAAGGUUCCUCCUACUGCGAUUACUUUGACUGGAAGCAGUGAUCCCUGUUAUGUUGAAGGUUACCAUUUAGCUGAUUCAAGUGACGGGAGGAUCACUCUGCAUUUGAAGGUCUUAAACUUAACUGAGCUUGAAUUGAAUCGGGUGGAUAUACGUGUGGGAUUAUCAGGUGCAUUAUACUAUAUGAAUGGUUCUUCUCAAGCAGUGCGGCAAUUACGUGGUCUUGUUUCACAGGAUCCAGUGUUGUGCAGUGUGACAGUUGGUGUUUCCCACUUUGAAAGAUGUGCCCUUUGGGUUCAAGUAUUGUAUUACCCAUUCUAUGGUAGUGGUGCUGUGGGAGACUACGAAGGUGACUAUGCAGAGGAGGAUCCGCAAAUCAUGAGACAGAGGAGAAGCCUAAGGCCUGAAUUAGGUGAGCCUGUGAUUUUGAGAUGUCAGCCGUAUAAAAUUCCGUUGACCGAGCUUCUUUUGCCACACCAAAUAUCACCUGUUGAGUUUUUCCGACUGUGGCCGAGUAUGCCUGCUAUUGUCGAAUAUACUGGUACAUAUACAUACGAAGGAAGUGGAUUUAAGGCUACUGCGGCCCAGCAGUAUGGUGCAUCUCCUUUCUUAAGUGGACUGAAAUCCCUGUCUUCUAAGCCAUUCCACAAAGUUUGUUCGCAUAUUAUCCGCACUGUGGCAGGGUUUGAGAUGUGCUAUGCUGCUAAAACCUGGCAUGGUGGGUUCUUGGGCAUGAUGAUUUUUGGUGCAAGUGAAGUGAGUAGAAAUGUGGACUUGGGUGAUGAGACAACAACCAUGAUGUGCAAAUUUGUGGUUCGAGCAUCCGAUUCAUCUAUUACUAAGGAGAUCGGAUCAGAUCUUCAGGGUUGGUUGGACGACUUGACCGAUGGUGGUGUGGAGUAUAUGCCAGAAGAUGAAGUGAAAGUAGCUGCAGCUGAGAGGCUCCGCAUAUCAAUGGAAAGGAUAGCCUUGUUAAAGGCAGCCCAACCACGACCCAAGACUCCAAAAUCUGAUGACGAAGAUGAGGAGGAUGAAGAUAACAAGAAUGAACAAAACAACGAUGAAGAUGAAAAAAGGAAGGGGCCUUCAACUCUGUCCAAACUAACUGCUGAGGAAGCUGAACAUCAAGCUCUUCAAGCAGCAGUACUACAGGAGUGGCAUAUGAUCUGCAAGGAUAGAACUACUCAAGUUAAUUAACUAUUUUCCUUUUACUGAUUUGCUUUGUAUUUUUUUAUAGUCCCCAGAAAUGUGAGUAUAUUAUUCUUUGUAAUAUUUUCUUAUUUUACGGUAUACAAACUAGGUAGAUACCAAGAUUUUCCAAGAGGGUAUUCUUUAUAUCCAUUCCCAUAUUUGCUGGAGAAAUGCUUUUGUACAUGUAAGGUGCGGCUAUUGGUUUGCUAUUUUAUAGUUGAUCAUUUCUUUGAGUUGGAAA
Vigna unguiculata (cowpea) is the source of this 3945-nucleotide messenger RNA. RefSeq names its product ARM repeat superfamily protein (gene TPLATE). Lineage: Eukaryota; Viridiplantae; Streptophyta; Magnoliopsida; Fabales; Fabaceae. The record is from RefSeq and is a predicted model, not a curated record. Gene Ontology annotation, biological process: endocytosis.